UGUGGUAAUUUAGUUUGGAAGCAUUUCAUUUGAUUUCAUCUGUCCUUUGUUUUGUUAUGAUAGUAUUACAAGAAAUAAAAUGAAGACAACACAAAAAACAGGUUUGACCGGUCACAUAAUUUAGAUAUUAUGGAUCAGAGAAGAUUUAUUUUACUUUAAGAUAACAAAUUGAGAAAUAGAUGAUCCAGCAACCAAUGUGAUCCAUCUUCACUUUCCCUUAGGAUUUUCAAAACUUUGCUGACAAGAAAAGCCAUGCUCACCUGUUUCUACAGCUCUGGAAAUAAUCUACCUAAUCUAUACAUUCAGCUACAGAGAUUGGCUCCUCAUUGACCAAUGAGAACGAGCGGAGAGCAGAGCAGCUCUCCUGACUGUGGAUAUAAACCAGGGCUCCAGGUGAAGUCCUCUCAUCGACAGGAUCACACAGCAACCAUGAGGUGUCUCGUCUUCGUUCUGCUCGUCGGAGCUGCCUUUGCCCUGGAUGACGACAAGAUCGUCGGAGGCUAUGAGUGCCAGGCCCACUCCCAGCCCCAUCAGGUGUCUCUGAACGCUGGCUACCACUUCUGUGGUGGCUCCCUGGUCAACGAGAACUGGGUUGUGUCUGCUGCUCACUGCUACAAGUCCCGUGUUGAGGUGCGUCUUGGAGAGCAUGAUAUCUACAUGAACGAGGGCACCGAGCAGUUCAUCAGAUCUUCCCGUGUCAUCCGCCACCCCAAGUACAGCUCCUACAACAUCAACAACGACAUCAUGCUGAUCAAGCUGAGCGAGCCCGCCACCCUCAACCAGUACGUGCAGCCUGUGGCUCUGCCCACCAGCUGUGCUCCCGCUGGCACCAUGUGCAAAGUCUCUGGCUGGGGCAACACCAUGAGCUCUGUUAGCGGCGACCAGCUGCAGUGCCUGGACAUCCCCAUCCUGUCUACCAGGGACUGUGAGAACUCCUACCCCGGCAUGAUCACUGAUGCCAUGUUCUGCGCUGGAUACCUGGAGGGAGGCAAGGACUCUUGCCAGGGUGACUCUGGUGGCCCCGUCGUGUGCAACGGUGAGCUGCAGGGUGUUGUGUCCUGGGGCUACGGAUGUGCUGAGAGGGACCACCCUGGUGUCUACGCCAAGGUCUGCCUCUUCAACGACUGGCUGGAGACCACCAUGGCCAGCUAUUAAGCCUGAACCUGAGAUCACCAUCUCACUCUGCUGCCUUUCUUCUAUCAUUCUAACAACUGUUUUAAAAGAUGUGCAGCCAUUUUCCAUCUGAGUCAAUAAAGUUUCAUGUCUUUAUUUGAAAAUGA
Messenger RNA from Acanthopagrus latus (yellowfin seabream), 1280 nucleotides. Its product is annotated as trypsin-2-like. Gene Ontology annotation, molecular function: serine-type endopeptidase activity. The coding region runs from base 334 to 1155 and encodes 273 amino acids. The record is from RefSeq and is a predicted model, not a curated record. NCBI's taxonomy places the organism in Eukaryota, Metazoa, Chordata, Actinopteri, Spariformes, Sparidae. Gene Ontology annotation, biological process: proteolysis. The transcript has 6 exons.